Molecule: messenger RNA, 468 nt
Organism: Dichomitus squalens LYAD-421 SS1
Lineage: Eukaryota; Fungi; Basidiomycota; Agaricomycetes; Polyporales; Polyporaceae
Product: HSP20-like chaperone
Exons: 3
Coding region: 1-468 (155 amino acids)
Biological process (GO): response to salt stress; response to heat; response to hydrogen peroxide
Source: RefSeq, a predicted model, not a curated record
AUGUCGCUCGUCAAUUUCUUCAACAACGACCCCUUCUUCUCCGAGUUUGACCGCCUCUUUGACGAAGCGUUUGCUCGUCGCACCGGCGGUGGCAACACCCAAGUCCAGCGUCAGUCUGGCAAUGACGCGCCGCGCGUUCUCCGCCCAAGGAUUGAUGUACACGAGGACAAGGAGAAGAACGUCGUGACCGCGACGUUCGAGCUCCCGGGCAUCAACAAGGAGAACGUGAGCAUCGAUGUGCAGGACAACCUCCUCACCGUCUCAGGCGAGACAAAGUUCGAGUCGAACCGCGACGAGAACGGCUACGUCGUCCGGGAGCGUCGCUUCGGCCGCUUCUCGCGUUCACUCCCGGUCCCUCAGGGCGUCAAGCCUGAGGAGAUCAAGGCGUCCAUGGACAACGGUGUGCUCACCGUAACGUACCCGCGCCAGACUGCAGAGCAGCUCCCGAAGCGGAUCACCAUCUCAUAA